Messenger RNA from Glycine soja, 779 nucleotides. RefSeq names its product probable NADH dehydrogenase [ubiquinone] 1 alpha subcomplex subunit 5, mitochondrial. The record is from RefSeq and is a predicted model, not a curated record. Gene Ontology annotation, biological process: respiratory electron transport chain. The transcript is spliced from 2 exons. Bases 84 to 584 code for a protein of 166 amino acids. Lineage: Eukaryota; Viridiplantae; Streptophyta; Magnoliopsida; Fabales; Fabaceae.
ACACCUACACACAUUCCUCCCAGACUCGGAACAGCAACGUUGUAGAGGGAGACUUUUGGGGGAGAGUGAGUGAGAGUAAAAAGAUGUUUCUGCGUGCGGUGGCGCGGCCGUUGAUGGCGAAGGUGAAGGCUUCGACGGGGAUCGUGGGGCUGGACGUGGUGCCGAACGCGAGGGAGGUGCUGAUUGGGCUGUACAGCAAGACGCUGAAAGAGAUCCAGAAGGUUCCCGAAGAUGAAGGGUACCGCAAGGCCGUGGAGAGCUUCACCAAGCACAGGCUCGGCGUGUGCAAGGAGGAGGAGGACUGGGAGAACAUCGAGAAACGCCUCGGCUGCGGCCAGGUCGAGGAGCUCAUCGAAGAGGCUCAGGACGAGCUCAAGCUCAUUUCCUACAUGAUCGAGUGGGAUCCUUGGGGUGUUCCAGAUGAUUAUGAAUGUGAGGUGAUUGAGAAUGAUGCACCAGUUCCCAAGCAUGUUCCUCUCCACCGACCUCCUCCUCUCCCAACAGAAUUUCACAAGACGCUAGAGGCACUUACAGGGAAAGAUACUCCGGCUGCCAGCUCUAGUGAAUCACCCUCAAAGGCAUGAAUUGCAUCCACAUUAGAGCUUUGGUUUCUCAAUGAGUAUAUGCUUCUUUUCUUUGUAUUGAACUUGUUUGCGUGAAGUAGUUUCAGACUCCUAAAUAACAAGAAUGGUAUGGAAUAACUAGAAUUAUGCAUGAAAUGACUUUGUUCUCAGAUCCAUAAUUAAUAAUAUUCAGAAUUUCUGUUUGAUCUAUUAAAA